Messenger RNA from Cuscuta epithymum, 2349 nucleotides. The record is from the annotation of a GenBank genome assembly. Lineage: Eukaryota; Viridiplantae; Streptophyta; Magnoliopsida; Solanales; Convolvulaceae.
GAAAAAGGGAGUAUCUUUUAAUAGCUCAGGGAUGACAUCAUAAUCCUUCUCCCGCAAGACAUCGGAAAUCCAUAUGAAAAUCACCAUCGCUUGGCGAACCCCCUUGCAUAAGAUACCCCAGAUCAACACUGGAAAGGAGAAAUUGGAACAUUUUAGGGCAAAAAUAUGGAUUUUGAGUUGAGAAGAGCGAAAGAGAAGCUGGAAAGAGAGCAGAAGGAGAGGAAAGAGACGGCCAGGUUGAAGUUGGAGAGGGAGAGGAAAUUUAAACAAGAGGCUAUUCGGCAGCGGGAAGCCAUUGAAGCCGCCCAACGCGCUCGCCGUCUUGAUGCUGCUGAAGCCGAAGCUAAGGCAAACCAGCAAACAGAGGAAAACCUUAUAGCUGGACGUGGAAUCGUUUUUUGCCGUGUUUUAGAAGCUGUGCCUUAUCAUGGGAGUGGAGAUAAAAUAAAACUGCCAUCAUCUUGUUUUACUGAAUUAUCUGAACAAGGUGCCUUUGAGAAAGGACCUUUACACUUCUCUUUGUCUGUGAUUCAUCAAAACAUUCCCUCAAAUGGAAACAAUGAAACACAUGCUGGUGUUUUGGAGUUCACUGCAGAGGAGGGUUUCACACAACUCCCCACUCACAUAUGGACUAAUCUAUUCCCUGCUGAACACGCUACUUCUCCUACAAUUGAAGUGCGGUAUGUGUGGUUACCAAAAGGAACUUAUGCAAGACUUCAGCCUGUUGAAACAGGGUUCUCCGACAUCCCUAACCACAAGGCUGUUCUUGAAACAAGCCUUCGACAACACGCCACACUAUCAGAAGGAGACAUUCUCACUGUAACACACGGUGUACUGACAUACCAUUUACGUGUUCUUGAGUUGAAACCUACUUCCAGUGUAUCUGUUUUGGAUACUGAUAUAGAGGUUGAUGUAAUAGGUGCGGACCCCACUUCAAAUGGAACCACAUCAAGUCAACCUAUACUAAGACCUCUAACAUUUGGGAAGCCCGAAAGUGGAGUCAUUGAGGAGGGAAACUAUACAUACUAUAAGUUCUCAUUAGAUGAAGGCACUUGGGAAAGGGUUUCCUCUGGGGAUGCUGAGAUAGAGGUGAAGAUAGACUCGACAGCAGAAGAUGGAGACACUGAUUUGUAUGUUUCCAGACACCCACUGUUAUUCCCAACACAACAUCAACACGGAUGGUCAUCCCAUGAUGUCGGUUCAAAAUCCUUGGUUCUUGGUUCCCAAGGCUUGGGAGUAGGUUCUUACACUAUUGGCGUUUAUGGUUUCAAGGGAACUACCAAGUUUUCACUUUCAGUGGCUGUUCAAGACAAGUUGAAGUCAAAGGUGGGACGACAAACAUCACAUGUUGAGACAAUGGACACUGUUGAAUGCCGGAAUUGCAAGCAUUUCAUACCUUCCAGAAGUAUAGUGCUACAUGAGGUUUACUGUGCAAGGCAUAAUGUAGUGUGUCAGUAUGUCAAUUGUGGGAUUGUUCUUAGGAAAGAUGAGGCAGAGAACCAUGUCCACUGUGGGAAAUGUGGACAAGCUUUUAAAAAAGAAGAGAUGGAGAAACAUGCAAAAGUUUUCCAUGAGCCACUUGCUUGCCCGUGUGGUGUUGUCCUUGAGAAAGAAAAGAUGAUGCAACAUCAAUCCUUUGAAUGCCAUUUGCGGUUAAUUACAUGCCGCUUCUGUGGAGACAUGGUUCAAGCUGGGAAUUCAGCCACGGUAAAUGCAAGAGACCGGCUGAGAGGACUUACAGAGCACGAGAGUUUGUGCGGGUCAAGAACAGCCCCUUGCGAUUCAUGUGGCCGAGCAGUUAUGUUGAAGGAUAUGGACAUUCACCAAAUCGCUGUUCACCAAAACAACUGAUACAAGCUAAUUAUGCUAUUCCACAUUCUUAUCUUUCCUUUCACAAGGAAGAAAGAGGGCCUAUGUUUAUCUGCUUCGUGCGCCUACAUAUUCUAUAUGAAUUUGCCAAAAAGAUGAACCAGAAAACUGCUGCUACUCUGAUCCCAGCCCUGAGUCGGUUGAUGCAAGCUGUUUUAUGCAACACCAGUUAUAUUUAUUUGUGGGCUAUUGUUAUAAUUACCAUUUUUUAGUAUGGCGCUCUGUCUCACAUUGUAGUUCAAUUUGUGUUCUAAGGAGUAUUUAAGUGAGAGAUGGGCAAAAUGGUUUGAUUCAAUCGAACUGAACCAAAUUGAAAAGUGAAAAUUGAGAUUUUGGUUUGGUUUGGGUUCACUGAAGUAAACUAUUUGGUAACAAUUUGUUCGAACGGAAUAGUUGGAUUUGGUAUGGUUUUAAAUUGAAAAACUGUCAAGUGAAGUGAACAAUCUUUAAUAUAUAUUUAAAUGCUUUGUAAUUGUCUUC